AUGGAGCUAGCCCCGGAACUGUAUGAGACCCCGGCGUCCAGCCUGGACACCUUUGUGGCACGCUGGGUGCAGCCCACCCAGGAAUGGAAGGAGGGGGUGCUGGAGGCCGGAGGCACCGUGGAAAAGUUCCUUCGGGAGGAGCGCUUCCAGUGGGAGCACGGGCUGGACCAGGAGGUGCGGAUGCUGAAGGUACUCAAGGUGGGCUCCCUGGGGAACGGCACCGGGCUCCGAAGCUGCAGUGAGGUGGAGCUGGUGGUGUUCCCGAGUUGUUUCCGCAGCUUCCGGGAGGGAGCCAGUCUCCACCAGGCCAUACUGCAUCUGAUUCGGAAGAGGGCCCAGCGCUCUAGAGAUCUGCAGGCUGUGGGACUGGAGAGCGCCAGCGUGGUCCAGGGAGUUCCCGACGCUCUCAUCUUCACCUUCUGGUCCUGGAGGAUGCAGGAGCCCAUCACUGUCAGCAUCGUGCCGGCCUACAGGGCCCUGGGACCUUCAGUUACCAACACUCAGCCUCCACAUCCUGCUGUCUAUGAUGAUCUGAUUAAGGCCAAGGGCAACCCUGGGCAUUUCUCCCCAUCCUUCUGCGAACUGCAAAGAAACUUCGUGAAACAUCGGCCCACCAAGCUGAAGAGCCUCAUGAGGCUGGUGAAACACUGGUACCUGCAGUACGUGAAAGCCAGGUCCCCGAGGGCCACGCUGCCCCCGCUCUAUGCCCUCGAGCUCCUGACCGUCUAUGCCUGGGAGAUGGGUGCUGAGGAGGAGGAGAGUUUCCCCCUGCAUGAAGGCCUGGCCACAGUGAUGGAGCUGCUCCAGAACUACCAAUUCCUCUGCAUCUACUGGACCAAGUUCUACUCGCUGGAGGACCCGGUCCUCGGGGACUUCGUCCGGAAAAAGCUCAAAGGGGAGAGGCCCAUCAUCCUCGACCCCGCAGACCCCACCCACAAUGUGGCUGAAGGUUAUAGGUGGGACAUCGUGGCUCAGCGAGCAAGCCAUUGCCUGAAACAGGACUGUUGCUAUGACGACAAGGACAACCCCAUCCCCAGCUGGAAUGUGAAGAGUGCUCGGGACAUCCAAGUGACUGUGGAGCUGUCUGGUUACCCCGACUUGAUCCUCUGGGUGAACCCUUAUGACCCCAUAACAAAGAUUAUAAAGAAAAUUCGGCUGCGAAGGAGCAGGCGCUCUUCAGUCCAGCUGCGGCUGUCUUUCCAGGAGCCAGGGGGGGAGCGGAAGGGCCUCGCCGCCCAGUGCUCCUUGGCCUAUUAUGGGAUCUUCGCCAGCGUCCACCUCCUUCUGCUGGAGACUGUCCCCCCGGAGAGGCAGGUCUUUGUGAAGAACCUGCAUGGAGAGAGCCAGGCCUACGCCAUUCACCCCAACAGCUUCAUCGGGAACCUGAAGCAGCAGAUUGAACUCAGGCAGGGGCUGCUCCAAACACAGCAGGAGCUUGAGUUCCAAGGCCAAGUCUUGCAGGAUUGGUUGAGCGUUGGGAACUACGGGAUCCAAGACAACAACACCCUCAUCCUCUCCAAGAAGAGAGCAGGAGGAGAGGCUCCCCUUCCGUUCAGCUAGUCUCCUCCAAGAAUCCUCUCCGUACCGUCUAUUCCUGCUGCAGCCCACCCACUACCCCUUCCAGCUCUCCGCUGGGCAGGCCCCACCUCUUCUCCACUUUUAUCACAGCCCACCAGAGCCAGAAUCAAGAGGUAUAGGAGAGACACCGAAUGAACAUCGGCCAAACUAUAUAUGACAAGAGAACUCCCACCCACCAACUCUGCAGUCACCAACUCUGGGAGCCAAACCACCACCUCCGCAGUCAUCAACCCCAAACCAUCGGGGGCUUUGUCAAAAACUGCCAAUUUCCCCUAAGUCCCACCUCCUUUCAACUUAGGACCAACCACAGCUAGCUAACUAGGUUCCCUAACCAAUCUCAUGAUGCCCUGGACAGCCCUCCUACAGCUUCCGGUUGAAGUUUAUUUUUUCAUUAAAAGUUUUUGCAUUGA
This is a messenger RNA of Sorex fumeus (smoky shrew), 1988 nucleotides long. Its product is annotated as 2'-5'-oligoadenylate synthase-like protein. The coding region runs from base 1 to 1560 and encodes 519 amino acids. Gene Ontology annotation, biological process: regulation of ribonuclease activity; defense response to virus; negative regulation of viral genome replication. NCBI's taxonomy places the organism in Eukaryota, Metazoa, Chordata, Mammalia, Eulipotyphla, Soricidae. Gene Ontology annotation, cellular component: cytosol; nucleoplasm; membrane. The transcript has 6 exons. The record is from RefSeq and is a predicted model, not a curated record. Gene Ontology annotation, molecular function: double-stranded RNA binding; protein binding.